Messenger RNA from Nicotiana attenuata, 1032 nucleotides. RefSeq lists its product as uncharacterized. The coding region runs from base 1 to 1032 and encodes 343 amino acids. The record is from RefSeq and is a predicted model, not a curated record. The transcript has 2 exons. Lineage: Eukaryota; Viridiplantae; Streptophyta; Magnoliopsida; Solanales; Solanaceae.
AUGCCUGCUGUUCCAAAAUAUGAUGGAACAACUAAUCCUCGAGAUCACGUAAUUGUGUUCACAACUGGCGUGAAGGGCAAUGAUUUAACCAAGCAGGAAAUCGAAUCAGUUUUGGUUAAAAGAUUUGCACAUUCGGGAGCUCAGAAAGUUGAAAAAGGGAUGGAAGACAUAUUUAAACAACGAAAUAUAGAAUUACUCAGGGAGUUUGUGGAUAGAUUCCAACAGGAGAGGAUGAUGUUACCACGAGUACCUGACAACUGGGCAGCUAUGGCAUUCGCAAGAAAUCUAAACGUGAAAAGUUCAGAAGCCACGUGGAGACUGAAGGAAAUUUUGCGAGAAUUUCCUGCAACAACUUGGAAUGACGUGUACAACAGGUACAGCACGAAGCUGCAGAUAGAAGAAGAUACGGUUGCACAGCCAAGGGUUGAUGAAAGAGUAGGAUCGAGACGUUCAAAAUCAGAAAGAAGGACCAGGAAAAAUAGGUACAAGCCUUACAUGGGACCUGUAGGGCGAGAUUCUCGGUCUAAGCAAGAACACACACGAUCUGAAUCAAUAUCAAGGCAAAAAGAUGCAGGUUCUUCAUCCAGAUUCAGAAAGGAACGGGAUACACGAGGCAACGACUCCAAUACACAUGCGAGGGUUGGUAAUUACAAUUUUAAUGUCAGCACCUCCGAGUUAGUGGCUAUUUUAAGAGGUAUGGGAGAUAAGGUGAGAUGGCCAAAAGAGAUGAGAUCAGACCCGAGCAAAAGAAAUCCGGAUUUUUGGUGUGAAUUUCACAACGAUCAUGGACAUAGAACAACAAAUUAUAGGUUACUACAAGGAGAAGUCGAGCAUUUGUUGAAACAAGGUUAUCUAAUUGACCUGUUCAGCGAGAAAGGUAGACGAUCAUGUAUGAAGAACAAACAAGAACCCCCGAAACCCCCGUCUCCAAAAAGAAUAGUCAAUGUAAUAACCGGGGGAGACGAGGUCAAUGGUGUGACAUAUACAGCUGCAAAAAAGACGUCAAAAGUCACAAUCACUCAUGGGAAAUGA